AAACUCACUAAAUGCACUGCUGAAAUCAAAGUUAAUUAAAAAAAGACUCGGAGAAAAGAUUCACACWUUUUUGGAGGAAAAAGUAAAGCAAAAUUCAAGUUGUUGAAAAGGUGCUUAUUGCAUUUGAGAUAGCAAGAGCCUUGAAUGAAGCCUAAGGGUUUGUUGUUGUGAGAAGUGGAACCAUACCUUAAAGUCUCCCACAGGGUCACUACCGAACCUAAAUGAAUAAAAGUCUAUUAGCUCAAUAAUCAUGUCCUCAUAACGCUAAUAAACUUCCGGAUAUUUUCAGUUGAUUUGCACAUGAAAGAAGAAGUAUUUUAUAUCUUUAAUUGACGUUGGGCUAUUUGUUCAAAUGAUGCAGGUACACUGUCAGUUGAAGACCCGAAUGCAACAAGAUUUUUCUUGAUUUAUCAUUAGCUCAGUGCGUUUCCCACUCGAUUGACCAUGACUCCAAUUGCUUGAAGCGUUGAUUGAAAAGCCAGAGAAGGUUGCCUAACAAAGAGUUCAAGGCUGCAAGUUCGUUUCCCAAUUUUUGACGAUUUAAAGGCGUUCGGGAAACACGAUGGAUUUUGUGAUGAAAUCCUACUCUUUGGUGUUCAUUUGUAUUUGUAUUACCUUGGAGAAGCAUUGUCAAGGAGAGUCAGAAUCGUCUGCAGUCAUCGUUUCUACAAAAUAUGGACUGCUUAAGGGACAAACUAGGUAUUUUCCUCAGCCUGUAGGAAACAUAUCUGUCGUUAAUAAGUUUCUAGGUGUACCGUACGCUGCUCCUCCAAUUGGGGAGCUGAGAUUUCUUCCUCCGCAAAAACCCAAACAUUGGAAAGGAGUCUACGAUGCCACUCGGUUCAAACCAGUCUGCUAUCAGGAUCCAUCUUAUAAUCAAAUGUUUUGGAAAAAAGAUGUCAAUUGGUCACAGAGCGACGAUUGUUUGUAUCUAAACGUCUAUGCGCCCAAUACUACCUUAUCGCAUGAACGCUAUCCCGUGAUGGUCUACAUCCACGGAGGUGGCUAUGAAACAGGAUCUCCAGUAGUCAGCCCUGGUGAUGCUCUACCCAUGUGGGAAGUCGUACUGGUGACAAUUCAAUAUCGCCUUGGGCCUUUUGGCUUUAUUAGCACUGGUGACUCCGCCGCACCUGGAAAUUACGGGAUGCUGGAUCAGAUCGAGGCUUUAAAAUGGAUUCAACUCACUAUCGAAGCGUUCAAAGGCGAUCCGUCGAGAGUGACAAUAUUCGGUGAGAGUGCGGGUGGCUCCAGUGUUGGUCUUCUACUUCUGUCACCUCUCAGUGCAGGACUUUUCCACAGAGCUAUCGCUCUUAGUGGAAGCGACUUUGCUCCUUUUGCGGUUAACACGCGUAAGGAAGCAACUGACUUGGGAAGAGCAACAGCUAAAAAAUUUGACUGCCCAAAAGAAACAAGCAAAGAUAUGAUUACCUGUAUGCGAAACGUGCCUGCCUGGAUAAUUUAUAAUAAAACUAAAGGGGAUGURAAUUCAUGGCGCCCAGUGGUCGAUGGAAUUUUCUUGCAAGACUCUCCUACUAAUCUUAGAAAAGCCAAUAAGUUCCAUCCCUAUCCUUUAAUGGUGGGUGUUACGAGUGAUGACGGCUCGUUUUUCUUCAAUGAGAACGAAGUUUACAAAACUGAUUCUUUAGAAAAUUUUAAUAAAAGCUGUCUUGGUCUCUUCAAAUCCAUUCGUAGAUUUGGCUGGGAAGAUAGGAUAAUACUGGAUGAUCACAUCGAAGACGCUGUAUUAUUUCAGUACACUCCUUGGUCUGAUACCAAGAGCAAACAUACGUUAAGACAAGGAUUAAUAGACCUGGUCACUGACUUUGCUUUUGCUGCCCCUGCCCAUGCGAUUCUGGAACUACACGCUAAGGUUGCGCCCGCAUAUCACUUCGUCUUCAGCCAUCAGUCCAAGCUCCGCAACAAUUUACCAUCUUGGAAAGGAGCGACGCAUAAAGACGACACACCCUACGAGUUUGGUUUUCCUUUUAUGAAUCUCACUGUUCUCCAACAUUACGACGAACAUGAUAAAAAUGUCAGCGCCAUCAUGAUCUCCCUGUUCACGAAUUUCGCGCGCACUGGAAAUCCUACUCCACAACCUGUAGCAGGCUGCACAUGGACACCGUUCAACGAAAACAACAAUCCGUAUUUGAACAUCACAGCAAAGCCUGAAAUGCGAAAUAAUUUUCACAUUAGAAACAUCGCAUUCUGGAACAAGUAUUACCCAAAGCUUCUGACGACUUGUAAGUAUCCUGAAAUCUCAGUCAGCAAAUCAGGAGGCCUCUCCAAAUUCUUCAUGGACCCUUAUACUAUUGUAGUCAUAGCUAUUGUACUAGUUUGUAGCUUGAUGGUUCAUUUCUAGGCUUCAGAGGUAACAGUUCUUUGCAACUGAAGUGUGUUUACUAUUUGCUCGCCAUUUCAAACAUUUGAAGCCAAGGAUAUUCUUAUAUAUUCUUCCUUCUUCAAGACAAAAGUGUUUUUAUCCACAAUGAGAUAAUGCUGGAAUAGCGAUGAUUAAAAAGAAAGGUGAUCCUGACAGUUGGCAGUAAGAUUAAAUAAACUCGUUACCUUCUGUGAGACGAGGUCGCCAUUUGCGUACCUCAAAGAUCUAACCAACCGUACGAACAUGCAUCUUUGACAACAUUUAUAUGUAAAUAAACUACGUCAGGUAAGCCUUGUGAGUCCAUAUUCAUCUCACGAAUUUUUUUUGAUUAACGAUGCUAGUAGGCAAUCGCUUUGAAAAUUUGCAAUUCUACUAUAUACAUUGCAAAAUAUUACUCAUGGUUUAAAAAGAGCUGCUGCCCGCACUAGCUCAGCUCAGUAUUGGGUCACUUCCGCCCAAAAUUCACUUAUCAAAUUCAUAUAGAACUUCAGCAUUCAGAAAUCCACCAAACAGGCUAUUGAUCUCUGUUCAGCUUUGAAUCAGCUGAAAUUACUCACGAACAGAUAGAGAUCGAAAAUGAAUAUUUUCCAUUUGUAAAUACUUGAAUGUGAAUCUACAGCAAGAGUUCAAUAAUACACCUCAUCCAAUUACGCACUUUCUAUAGGCCUAGCGUUUGCUCGAUAAACACUAGCACCAAACUGACAGUCGACUUAUUCACCGUGUUUUGAAUUUGCAUGCUAUUCAGCUGAAAUAUACCAACCGCGUUCGUCCAGUCACUUUAAGAACCGACACUCAUACAGAAAAAUCUAGAAUGGGGAAGCUCGGCUAUAUGAAUGUCCAACACACCUGACGCCUUCAGUAAAGUGUACUGUUGAUAUAAGAAUUCAAAUACAGAAAACUAAUGAUAUAUAGUUCAAAACUAAAAAAGGAUAUUUUGAAUGCGUUCCGCUGCCCGUACAGGGGGCUGAAUACGCACUUAGAGUUUUAAAUGAAAUUUGGAUAAAUUUACAAAACYUAGAGUGAAGUCAGUACUCUUCAAAUGUAUGUUCUAUACCGAUUUCRCUGUUAUAGCCUACUAGUAAUUAGUAUUUGAUUUAGUGUACGGUUUUGAAAAUUAGGACUGAUUUCCAUGAAGGUAGGGUGACCCUAGAGCUAGGGACAAGUCUUUUGUUGCCUAGUUACAUGAAGGUAGGGUGACCCUGGUUCUA
Messenger RNA from Actinia tenebrosa (Australian red waratah sea anemone), 3588 nucleotides. Its product is annotated as neuroligin-4, Y-linked-like. NCBI's taxonomy places the organism in Eukaryota, Metazoa, Cnidaria, Anthozoa, Actiniaria, Actiniidae. The record is from RefSeq and is a predicted model, not a curated record.